CACAACAUAUCACGUUCAAACAAGAGGUGACCUAGGAACCGUCUACAUUCAAGAAAGUUUUGAUACUUUUCACUUCAGGUAUUUGCGUCAAAAUGAAACUGAUCUAUAUCAUAGUUUGUGCGGUGUGGUUUUAUAACUCAUUUAUUGGGACGAAAACGUCACGUGUUCGGUCGAUAUGUGAACCAAUGAAAAUCAAGACUUGUAAACAACUUUACAAUCAAACAAUAUUUCCAAACUUCCACAAGCACCGAAGCCAGAACGAGACUGAAGAAUUUUUUAAAGAGCAUGAAUUCCAAACAUUAUUAAACUCAGGAUGUUCCACCGAUCUCAUAUAUCUAGUAUGUUCUUAUUUUGCCCCGAUUUGCGUUAAAUAUUCAAUAAAUAAUGGUAAAUUCGGUCCUUGUCGGAGCUUGUGCAAAAAAGUAAAAAAAGAGUGUGGUCCAACCGCUAGAAAGCUUUAUACGAAGGACCUCAACCUGCUCAGGAAGUUGAAUUGCACUAAAUUUCCAAGACAAAGAGGUAGAAAAGUCUGUUUUGGACGUGCACAAAUUAAAAAGAAGAACAAGAGUGGUAUGUUCUAGACGUUAAAGGUUCAACAGUAUUGGCCACAAAGAUGGCUCAGAGGACAGAAUAACAGAUUACUAUCAGUUUAAAAUGAUACAUAGUUGUUAUACAUAGACAAUUGAGUUGGAAAACUAAAAUCUUAUAGAGGCUCGAAGAUAGUUCAGCAGCUUUUGCUAAAGUAUGAUUAAUUUGGUUUUAGAAUCGGUAAUUAUCAUAGAUUAAUAUUGGAAAUACAUUAUGUAUAAUUCGAUGUAAUCAUGUAAUAGCUUUCAAGCAGUGCACAAGAGCAAAUAUACAUCGGAUUUCAUCUGGAUUCAUAGAAAUCUGAACUCAAUAAAACACUAGAAUACAAACUCAGCAUGCUUAGAAAAACCAUCUGUGUAUAAAUCUGUUGCUGUAUUUCUUUUUA
Molecule: messenger RNA, 973 nt
Organism: Dendronephthya gigantea
Lineage: Eukaryota; Metazoa; Cnidaria; Anthozoa; Malacalcyonacea; Nephtheidae
Product: frizzled-like
Exons: 3
Coding region: 93-581 (162 amino acids)
Biological process (GO): non-canonical Wnt signaling pathway; canonical Wnt signaling pathway
Cellular component (GO): plasma membrane
Molecular function (GO): Wnt receptor activity; Wnt-protein binding
Source: RefSeq, a predicted model, not a curated record